Molecule: messenger RNA, 2664 nt
Organism: Didymodactylos carnosus
Lineage: Eukaryota; Metazoa; Rotifera; Eurotatoria; Philodinida; Philodinidae
Source: the annotation of a GenBank genome assembly
AUGUACAGAACGGUUGCGGAUUAUGUGAAAAACCAUUUCAAGCAGACACUAUCAACUCCAACAGAAAUAUCAGCAUGGAUCCGAGGAUUGCAACCAGUUCAUCGAUGUUCAAAUGUUAUUUUCGAAUCAAUACUAGUUCACGGUCAUGUCAUGUCACGCGAUCAUAUGGAGCGUUUGACGAGACCUCGUUCGGUAGCUGACAGUGUCUUACAGCACAAGCGUAUUCGGUCCAUUCUUGAUCCAACUCGAAAUCCAGAUAUUGAACGUAUUGCAAACGAAUAUAUUCAAGCUAUUGCGUGUCUUGAAUAUUCCAAGGCAGAUACGUCGGGAAUGGAUGGUGCAGAAAUUUUCAUUCCUACAGAGGUGAAAAAGGCAAAAUCAAAUGGAGAUUACACGGAUUCUAUAUCUUCCUGUGAGAAGCAAUUAUCUAAUCUGCUAAAGAAGCGAGACGUUGACGAAAUUCGUGGUUGUUCGACGGACAUGGCCAAAGCUUCAUUAGUUUUGAUGAAGACCUUAGCUGGCAUUGGAUAUCAGGUAGAUAAAUUAUUGGGUACUGAUAAACAUAUAUUUAGUAUUCUCGGCCCACAUCGUGGUCACUAUUAUGGUGAUAUCGUUAUCAUUUUCAAGGCAGAGUUAAUGCGUCAUCCUGAUUCAAACUUCUCUAUUCAAGCAGGAACAUCAGUGCAUAGUGGAAGCACUUUCGAACAUAGGCGUUGGAUCAAAGAUGCAGGUACAGACGAUGGACGAAUCCAACAAUUUCACGAAUCAAAGUUGCAUUGUUCAAUACCAGGCUAUGAGAAUGCGGCUGCAGCGGAGCUAAUGGCAAUAGCAGGUGUAAAAGAUAAUACAAUUGAUGUUAGUUUAAAAAAAGUCUUGGAAUAUUGGAACCAUGUUGAUUCGCACAAAACAUUCGAAGCACAUUUGCCUACAUUGGUUCCUCUCGAUUAUAUUGAAGAAAUUUAUAUGCCGAAAAAUGUGUUUGAAUCACUAUCGGAAGAUGCAAGAAAAGUGGCCAAAAAGAUUUUUGGUGAUUCGCUCAAGAUUACUGAACAUACAGUUGAUUUGGCGAAUGCAAGACAGAAUGAAGGUGAAAGAAAGAAAUAUAAUAAACAUAUAGUUGAAAUAUUGAUCGAUAAAUUCGAUAAAAAUCCGAAAUGUUCGCGACAGUUACAUGGCAGUUUUAUUACUGUACCACCCAAUGAAUUUAGAGAUCAUAUACUUUUACCCUUGACAAUAUCCAAAGCAUAUGAACAAUAUCAGGCAACGCAUAAAAAACAUCCUCCUACUGAUGAUAUAUAUAUUUAUUGGCAGUCAAUGGACGGAGAUGUGAUGAUCACACUUUCAGAUCAACUCCUUGGGCGUGAGUCAUCAGAUAAUGUGCAAUGUUUAGUAUGCUAUGUUGCCAAAACACCUUCAACAACAACGCCAAAUUAUCAUGAAUCAUGUUCAUAUUUGAAUAACGGUAAACCCUAUCAACAUUUCAUUGUCAAACACAAUUCAACCUUUGCCAAAGGUUUGAAUACAUUUCAUCUUGGUUGCAAUGUUGAUGAUUUUCUAACAUAUUGUUUACGAAUUGAAACUAAGAAUGGUCAAGUAACACUAUCACAUGCAGGACCGAAUAGUAUUUACAAUCACCAAAAAAUCUCGCAUGCAUUUCACAAGAAUGAACUUAAUUUGACAAAAUUGAACUAUGUGUACGUUAGCGCUGGUUCACAGAGAGUACCUAUUCGGAAUUUCACGAUUAACUUUAGCAAAGUGAAAGAAUUGCAUCCAUCUGUAGACGAUAAAUUCAAACGCGAAGAUCUCACUACUGUGAAGAAGGACCGAUCAAAAAGCCCAACACGUUCACAAUCUGAAACCACCACAAAAACUCCAGAAGCAUCUGAAGCGGCAGCUGAUUCAGAAAGUCCUUCCGCGGUUAGCCGUUUCGUUAACUGGAUCGGUUCUAAGUUCAAAGGAAAAAAACCUGAAGCCUGUCCUGAUUCAGUUAACUGUCUCCAACAGAACGAAAAUGAUCACAUUCAAAAGUUUUCUCACCCGUGUCGAUACUCGGAAUUAUGCACCAACAAAAAAAAUGAAGAACCUUAUCUCACGCAUUUUCCUCACAAUGUAUCUGAAUGUACAUCAAAAAAUUCAUGUUCCAAACUCGAUGAUCCGGUACAUCGAGCGAAAUAUCGACAUGCAGGUAAGCCUGAUUUUCUCAUUCCAUGUGAUCAGCAAAAAAAUUGCAAAAACACAUCCUAUGACCAUCGAAUCAAAUAUUCUCAUGGUCAACACAUUGAAGUAAAUUUUACAGAACAACCAGAAAGAAGUGAUGGCCACGAUCGACCUCAAGAACAAACCAAAAAAAUUGCUUGUCGACAUGGACUCAGUUGUCGUGAUAUCAAGGAUGCUGACCAUUGUUCAAAGUUUUCGCAUCCGGAUGAAUAUGACGCUGGUUCCGCGAAAGACACGGAUCGAAAUAAAAUAGAAUGUCGUCAUGGUACUGGUUGUCGUGAUAAAAGUGAUCCCGAUCACUGUUCAAGAUUUUCACAUCCUCAUGACCAUCGUGGUGGUUCCUCGAAUAACAUGGGUCGACAUAGAACACAAUGUCGUCAUGGAGCUGCUUGUCGUGAUAAAAAUGAUCCCGAUCACUGUUCAAAAUUUUCGCACCCAAAUGAAUAA